Messenger RNA from Gopherus evgoodei (Goodes thornscrub tortoise), 7457 nucleotides. RefSeq names its product hyaluronan synthase 3 (gene HAS3). Gene Ontology annotation, molecular function: hyaluronan synthase activity. The record is from RefSeq and is a predicted model, not a curated record. Lineage: Eukaryota; Metazoa; Chordata; Testudines; Testudinidae. Gene Ontology annotation, biological process: hyaluronan biosynthetic process; extracellular matrix assembly. The coding region runs from base 2453 to 4099 and encodes 548 amino acids. The transcript is spliced from 6 exons.
UCAGCUAGUUCCUUCAAUACCUAGGAUGAAUUUCAUCAGGCUCUGCUGAUUUCAAUACAUCUAACUCAUCUAAAUAGUCUUUAUCCUGUUCUUUCUAUGUUAGCUUGUGUUCCUUCCCCCUUGUUAUUAAUAUUAAUUGUGUUAAGUAUCUGAUCACAAUUUACCUUUUUAGGGAAGACUGAAGCAAAAUAGGCAGUAAACACCUCAGGCAUCUUGAGGUCGUCCAUUAGUAGCUCUCCUUGCCUUUUAUGCCUCUUGCUGGGGUAACUCAUGUUCUCCCUACAUGCUUGUGCUGUUGGGUUUUGUAUGUGCUCCUCCUUAGCAAUUUGUCCAUGUUUCCACUUCCUGUAGAUCCCUUUUUGGUUUUCAGGUCAUUCAAGAGCUCCUGAUGCAGCCAGACUGGCCUCUGACUAGUCUUCCUGCCUUUUCUUUGCAGUGGGAGAGUUGGUUGUUGCACCUGUAAUACUGUCUCUGAGAAACUGCCAGCUCUCUGGAAUUCCUUUUCAUUUUGAUUUUCUUCCCAUGGGACCUCACCUACCAGUUCUCUGAGUUGGUUAAAGUGUGUGUUUUUGUAAUCCACUGUCCUUAUUCUGCUCUCACACCUUCCUUAGACUCGUGACAUCUGUCAUUUCAUGGUCAUUUUCACCCAAAUUGCCUUCAACCUUCAGACUCACUACCACUGCCUCCCUGUUGGUCAGGAUCAAGUCUAAAAUGACGGUCCCCCUGGUUACAUCCUGCCCCUUCUGAAACCAGUUGUUAGCCCUAGGACAUUCCAAGAACUUAUUGGGCAGUUUGUGUUUUGCUGUAUUAUAUUUCCAGCAGAUGUCUGGGCAGGGCAAGUGCCCCAACUACUAGUUCUUGUGUUUGGGAUAUUUCUGUUUGUGCUAGAAAUGCCUCACCCACCUCUUACUAAUUGGGUCCCUACUGCCGUCACCCCUAUUUCUUCACCCAGAGCCUGUCACCUGCUCUGCCUCUCACCCAGACCUCAAAACAGGGUAUAUGUUCUUGGCAUGUAAUGCAGCCCCCCCCUUUCCCAUGUUUGUCCUUCUGAACAAGCUGCACCCCUCCACACCAACGUUCCAGGCAGGAGACUUAUCCUCCUUCCCAGGGAUGGCAGUGAAGUCAACACCCCAGGGAGCAGUUUGCUCCAGGUGCUGCGCUGGCAGCCAGAGCAGGGACUUUCCAGUGUGGAUUUUGACUAAUCCUUGGGGGACUUCAGCCAGAGGAAACCACCCGCUGUGCCAGUCCUGCUAGACUCAUGUAAAAUGGGACAAUCAGAUGGGUCAGUUAAACUGCCACCCCCGGGAAUUCCAGUCCGAUGCUUGGUACAAAGUGAAACCCGUCACCGUCCACCUGCACCUCCAGCUCUCGCAUGCAGGAGGCUCCAACUGCCUGGUCAGAGGAGAGGGAUCCAUCCCCUCUGCACCGUACGGGGGGCAGGGGCAGUGCGUGGAGCCUCAGUCUGCCCAAGGUUCUGGUCAAACCCAAUGAAAUUCCAGCAGGGAGCAGGAGAGAGGCUCCUACCCCUCCCUAGGGAAGACCCCCAGCACCCUCGGGGGAGCACACAGGCCUUUGCAGGGUUCUUUUCUGUCUGGCUUUUGUAGUGAUUUUAUUCUCCCAGCUGGCCAGGUCCCCUAAAGCCCUGCUCUGGUUUAGCAGCAGAGGUCAGAAAGUGUCAUCUCCCAGCAUAAUCUGUCCUUAAAACCCUUGCUGGCUGGUCGUGUAGCCAGGGCCUACACGUGUUAGCUUCCAGCCAUGGCUACAUCUGCUCCAGUCACAGCUCUGACACGCCCUAAUGUGUUUGUCCUUGAAUUCUGCCACUGCUCAUGCACUGGACUUUGACAGGUGCAAAUCGUUGAUUUCACAGGCACCCCCAUGGACCCCUCCCCCCUCUGGAGGGGCCCCAAAGAGUGCUGGGGUGGUGGUAAAGCACGGGCACCAAAGGGGGCUCCUUCCCCUCUCCUGCCCCAAAAGGAUGAACUGGUUCUGCUGCCAGUUCUCGACAGCCGGGGCUGGCCGAGCCCAGCCCUGGAGAAUUUCAGCCCCAAGGGUCAGAGUUUGAGAGGCUCAUGGAAGGCGACACUAAUCCAAGAGCUGGAAGCGGUGCAGGGCCCGGUGCUCGCUUAUCUCUGUAACUUCCCCUCACACACCUGGCUCUGGGGCGGUUCACUUUGUGCCUCCAGGAGCCGAGGCUGCGUGCCAAGAACCUGGCUCCCUGCACUUCACUCGCGUGGGAGGUGAAAGCCACUUUCUAGUCUGGGUGCUGUGCUCAGGGGAUGAACAGCCCAGGCACCCCGGCUGCCUCCGCCACCCUGCUCGGGCCCAGGAGCCAGGAGGACUUGGCCCAAGCCAGCAACGGUCUGUAACCUCCGGGGCUGCUCCGGAGCGGAGCCUGCAUGUGGCUACGAGAAACAGAACGGCAGGCAGCUCCAGGUCUCACUCCGGCGUGGAGAUGCCAGUGAGCUUCACCACGGCCCUUCGUGUUUUUGGUACCAGCCUCUUCGCCUUGGUGGUGCUGGGAGGCAUCCUUGCAGCCUACAUCACUGGCUACCAGUUCAUCCACACCGAGAAGCACUACCUCUCCUUCGGCCUGUAUGGUGCCAUCCUGGGCCUGCACCUCUUCAUCCAGAGCCUCUUUGCCUUCCUGGAGCACCGUCACAUGCGGCUUGAGGGGCGGCCCCUGAAGUUGCAGCGCUCCGUGGCGCUCUGCAUCGCUGCCUACCAGGAGGAUCCCGACUACCUGAAGAAAUGCCUGCACUCCGUGAAGCGCAUCUCCUUCCCCGACCUCCAGGUGGUGAUGGUGGUGGAUGGCAAUGGCCAGGAUGACACCUACAUGCUGGAGAUCUUCAAUGAGAUCCUGGGCUCCGAGAAAACAGGCUGCUACGUCUGGAAGAGCAACUUCCAUGAGAGGGGCGAGGGGGAGACGGACAGCAGCCUCCAGGAGAGCAUGGGGCACAUCCAGCAGCUGGUGCGGAACAGCACCUACUCCUGCAUCUUGCAGAAGUGGGGGGGGAAGCGUGAGGUGAUGUACACAGCCUUCCAAGCACUCGGGGACUCGGUGGACUACAUCCAGGUGUGUGACUCAGACACGGUCCUGGAUCCAGCCUGCACGGUGGAGAUGCUGCGCAUUUUAGAGGAGGAUCCACGAGUGGGCGCAGUGGGUGGAGACGUUCAGAUCCUCAACAAGUACGACUCGUGGAUCUCCUUCCUGAGCAGCGUGCGGUACUGGAUGGCCUUCAACGUGGAGCGGGCCUGCCAGUCCUACUUUGGCUGCGUCCAGUGCAUCAGUGGCCCCCUGGGCAUGUACCGUAACACCCUCCUGCAGCAGUUCCUGGAGGACUGGUACAAUCAGAAGUUUCUUGGCAGCAAGUGCAGCUUUGGGGAUGACAGACACCUCACCAACCGUGUCCUGAGCCUGGGGUAUAGAACUAAGUACACAGCCCGUUCUAAGUGCCUGACUGAGACUCCCACCAAAUACCUCCGCUGGCUCAAUCAGCAGACUCGCUGGAGCAAGUCCUACUUCAGGGAGUGGCUCUACAACGCCUUGUGGUUCCACAAGCACCACCUCUGGAUGACCUACGAGUCCGUGGUGACUGGCUUCUUCCCCUUCUUCCUCAUUGCCACGGUCAUCCAGCUCUUCUACCGUGGCCGCAUCUGGAAUAUCCUUCUCUUCCUCCUGACUGUGCAGCUGGUGGGGAUCAUCAAGGCCACCUACGCCUGCUUCCUCCGGGGCAAUGCGGAGAUGAUCUUUAUGUCCCUCUACUCCCUGCUCUAUAUGUCCAGCCUCCUGCCAGCCAAAAUGUUCGCCAUCGCCACCAUCAACAAGUCAGGUUGGGGCACCUCUGGCCGCAAAACCAUUGUGGUCAACUUCAUUGGCCUCAUCCCGGUUUCUGUGUGGGUCGCUGUCCUGCUGGGAGGCCUGGCCUACACGGCGUACUGCCAGGACCUCUUCAGUGAGACGGACCUGGCCUUCCUCAUCUCUGGCGCUAUCUUGUACGGCUGCUACUGGAUGGGCCUCCUCAUGCUCUACAUGGCCAUCAUUGCCCGGCGCUGUGGGAAGCGGCAGGAGCAGAGCAGCCUGGCUUUUGCCGAGGUGUGACAGGCGGAGGGGCUCUGGAUGGAGUGGGGAGAGUGCAAUGGGAAAGGAUUAGUGCUGCUGCCAUGCGCUGUUCGGGGGCAGCUGCGGGUCGGGGUGGGGAGGAGACAGGAUUUUAUUGGUGGGGUUUUAAAUUGCUGUCCAAGGAGCGAGUUCCUGGGCUACUGAGUCUGAAUGCUGCCCGAGGAGAGGCUGCUUGUUGCCCAGCAGAGAACGCUCCAGGUAGCCUGGGCCACACACACCUGCCCGCAGGUGCAAUGACGAUGGCUCCUGUGAAGAUUCCUGUCUGCCACUGCCAGGGCCUGAAACCUGCGGUGGGAGCUGCAUUGAGCUCCAUUGGCGUGGGAGAGGCCCUGGGCCGGAGGCAUUGCCUGCAGACUCCAACCUGAGCAAUAAUGCUCCGCGGGAGGCCUGAGUCCAGGAGCCAGUGAGGGUGCUCUGCGCCCCCUGCCCUCCAGUAGGGAUGGGAGCGCUCAUGGAAAUGAAUUCAUAUGUCAAAAGAAUCCAAGUUUGCAAACUCUUUGUCCUGCCCUGUAGGGGACACAGUAAGUUGGCCGCAGUGUGUGCCCCUGGAGCCUGGGGACUUGAUUCCUGCCUGGGGCCCGCAAAAGAGGCUGAGAGGGGCACUGCUUAGCCAGAGCCAGGGCCUGCUCCGAGCUGGGUUUGGCCAGGCCCUGUGCCUCUUUGGUGCUGGUCCAUAAACUCUGGCAGUGGGGACUGGCCUACAGGAGUCAGGGCUCACGAGGUCCGAGGCAGAUAUAGUGAAGGCUCCCCUCCUCCCGGGAAGGAGUGCCCCAAGGUCUCUGCAGGCAGAGCUGUGCUUGGCAGGCCGUGAGCUCCCUCCCUCUUGUGCUUUAGUGUCCAGACACUGGAUUCCCUGUCAGUCUUGCAUUCUCCCCAGCAGGAAAAUGGUCCAUAAAUAUUCAAUUUAUUUAAAUGGGCAGAAGUCUCCCCCCCUCCGCACACAGGACUGGCUGCCUGUGGAUUUAAUGCUGUGAACUAAGGAGGGUUCCCUGUGGCUUUGUGCUGGGGCGGGGUGGGCUCCUAAUGCUAUGGUGCUUUGCUAAGGACACUGCAGUCCUUUCCCUGGUGCAGUGAAGGGAUGUCUCCAACUUGACAACAUGAGAGUUUCCAAGGCAGGGGGAAGGAUCCUCCCCUGUGAGGGCCCAGAUGACAGCAGUUGGGCUGCCUGAACUGGACCAUUAUUCGCUGUUCUGAAGUGGCUUCCUCAGUCAGAUACCACAGCCUUUUCCUUGAGCCACUUGAAAACUUGAAUGCUCAUGGCCUACCACAGGGAUCUGCUGCAUGUCUGUGUGGCCCAGCUGCCUCCAGGGCUCCCCCAUGGCUCCUUCUGAUCCAAAGCCCUGGGCAUGAGGGCAGCGUACGCCCACGGUGCUGAUGGUGGUAUGAGCUGCUGCUCCUCUGUCCCCUCUGCCCGCUUUGCCACUGAUCUCCAGGCAGGUUUUCUGUCUCAUUCCACACAGUGGGGCUGCGCCCUAGGGUCACUGCAAGAGGGCAGUGGUGCACGCUCUGCCCAGCCCAUGGCCUGGGUUGUCUGCUCCUCAAAGGCUGAGGCAGUACGGCUCCAGCUUUAGUCUUUCCUGUCUCAAAGGAACAUCCCCACAACUGCCAGACCAGCAGCAAGAGCAAUAAUCCAACCCAGCCUGCUGCUGGGGCCAUGGUGCCACGUACAGCUCGAGUGCCCUAUGGUGCCAAAGCCCACGGCAGGGUCACCUGGAGCCUCUCUUGGGAUGGCUGCCUCUGACCCCUGUUCAGCAUUACCCAGUGCUUACAAGCGACCCAUGAGCCAGACUGUGCCAGCAGCUGAGGGCAAAGGCAGAAAGGUGAGUGGCUGCAUUAAGGUUACACGGCUCUGAGCUUUCCUCCUCCCUUGCCUGUCUCCAGGGCCCACUGCACAAGGGGGAAGAACCUUUGCAAUGGAGGGAGGCUAAGGCUGGCUGUCAGGGCUGGUGAGAGGAACGGAGAGGGGGCAGCAUUAAGCUGGAGUUAGAAAGUGCUUAUUACUUAGCCUCUCAGUGCUUCCCCUCCUUCCUGCUUCUCAGGUCAGGGCUCCUGGUUGUGUUGGGUCCAAAUGUCCUGUCCACACCACGCAGGAGUGCCAGAUCCCCUCUCAUCAAGGUGAGGGAACACCGUCUUUACGGCUGCUCAGUGCAGUCCUGCCCUGCCCUACCUGCGCACAAGCAGGCAGCCUAGCCUGUGCCCCGGCAGGCAGGACCCUGGGUACUAUUCCUGGCUCUGCCACUGAUGCAGGCAAACUCGGGCAAGUCUCUUCCCCAGCUGUGAAAGAGGGGGGGCAGGUGGGUACCUUUGGAGAUGGGUGCUCUCCCGGGCAGUUAAUUAUGUGCUGUCUAGUCCAGGGGUUAGCACCCUUUGGUAUCUUCACUGUGGGCCCCACUGCUAAGCUAGACUCCACCAAGAGCUUCAGUCAGAAUCCCUGCCCCACACUAUUGUCUGCCACCAGCUGUGGUCUUACCCCACGCCCUGGCUGUAGCUCUAGCGUCCCUGUGUGAGGAUAACAUGCCAGACAAAGCAGCAAAGCGCCGCUCUGCAUAAGGGCAUCUGUGCCCAGUACAGCGAGGGUGCUUGGGGCAGCGUGGAGAGAAGCAAAGGGAUGGUGAGGGAUGCAUGGAGUGAGCCUAGCCAGAGCGGGAAUGCAGCAAGUAAAGCGCUCGCCCCUGUUCUGCUGGCUGAGGUGCCUCAUGCAGGAACCCAGCAAUGCCAGGGGCAGCUGAGGCAGGACAGCAGGACUUAGAGCUUUGGGAACAGCCACCCAGCCUGUGGAGAAGGGGUUGGGAGGCCCCUUCUGCUGAAGAAACACCACAGAAGCCCCUUAAGCCCCCUCCAGCUGCCACUCCCUGGCCCCUGGUGGGUGUUGGGAGGGUCUGAGGCUUGCCCCAUGGGAGAGCAGCAGCUAAUUCUGGCUCCUUUGCCAAAGAACGGAAGGGCAGUGAGAGGCCACAGUCAGUGGGAGCCUGCCCAAGAAUGGCUGCCAGCAGCUUCUUUGCCUGCCCUCUGCUGUGCCUGAAGGAGUGCUCCAGGGGCUUGGGAACCCUUCCAGGGCCUGCAAGGGUGGUUGUAGCCAAAAACCAUAUUUUGCGCUGUGUCCCGGUGAGCUGGGUGCCGCCCCACUCUUCUAGCACAGUGCCUCUGCCAUGAGUUAAGGGGACACCAGCCUCUGCUGAGUAAUGCAAGAUGCUGUGCUGGGCACUAAGCUGGGGGCCAACUGCCCUUGCAGGGGCCCCAGCCCCAUGGAAUAUUUUUGCAUGUUGGCUUAAGUCCCUGUGCUGCUCUUGGGCCAGGUUUAGUGGGCUGGGGGUUCCCCUACUCUGCUGGGCAGAGG